UAUAGAGCGAGCUAUUGUUGUUAUUAUUGUUGUUGAUUACCUUUAUCUGAUAAUGUCGCUGUGGUUCAAUUUAUUUGCAGUUUGUCGAAAACCGUGAUUUCGUGGAUUAUUUUUUAGCGUAUCUAAUCGGGGGAAUGUCAACACAUCCCGUUCGAUUCUUGUUUCACCAAAGCAAAGACAGAAAUUGAAUUAUUACCGACUGUGGCUUACCGUGCGAAGGUCUGAUCAAUCAUCGGAGUGAACGAAAAUAGUUGAAUUCGUGUGAAGUGUCUUUUAUCACAGCUGAUCUCUUUUAAAUUCCCAAUAAUUUUCCAUGAAUUCAAGGAAAUGACUUUAUUUCACGUACCAUGUAAGCCCUGAUGCUUGUGAUAGCAGUGUGUUGUCUCUGUACAGCAUCAUGUGGAACAUUCCUGCAUUGAUAUCAAGCUGUCAAGUUGUGCUAUCUGUGAUUUGAUGAAACUUCAUUCUCCCUGUAUUCUUUAUGAUUAUACCUCACUUUGGUAUCAUUAUUGAGCGUCUAGCCACUUUUAAAUGCAUUGUCUGUGAUUACUGCCACCCUUCCUCCCCUCAAACUGACAAUGGCAGGUUACAGUUAUCGAGGGGAUGCCGUUCGUGUCAAAGCAGUGAAGUUCGAAGAUUCUAAAGAAGUAAACAGUAAAAAAUUUUGCGUAGACCCUGCAAUAACCACAUUUGAAGUGCUGCAGAGCAUACUCAUGAAGGCAUUUGAAAUGAGAGGGGGCUUCACCGUUCAAUACUCUGCAAAAGAUGAUUUUGGACAAGAAACAUACCUAGGUCUUCUCUCUGACUGGGAUCUAGAUGCUGCUUUCUUGAAUGCUUCCGAACCAUAUCUUUAUUUACGUGUAGAAGCCAAAUCAGAGAAUUUAGACUCCGAAGAUUGGGAGAAUGUAGAUGUAGCAGAGGUUGCAACACAAGCUCUACCAGCUGAAACUUGGGUCCCCCAGCGGUUACCUGGCAUGAUACUAAAUCAGGUAGAGAAGACUUUCAACAUUGUGAAGGGUGCCUUCAACUUAGCGGAGGAAGCAGCAUCUCCUGUUUUCUCUAUGCAACCUCCGCAGCCUCCGUUGACAGAUGCAGAAUUUCGACAGUUUCUAGAUCCAGUUGGUCAGGUGGUCAGAUCUCGAGAGCUUCGCUCGGUCAUCUACUUCGGUGGAGUAGAGCCUAGUUUAAGGAAAGUUGUUUGGAAGCAUUUGCUAAACGUUUAUCCAGAAGGCAUGUCGGGUAAAGAGCGAAUGGAUUACAUGAAGAGGAAAGCCAAUGAAUAUUUCAUGCUUCGCGAUACAUGGAGAGAGAUGCUCAAAAAUGGACAGAUGGUAGGAGACUUGGCUUACGUCACAGGCAUGGUGAGGAAAGACGUUUUACGAACAGACAGGCACCAUCCGUUUUAUGCAGGCAGUGAUGAUAAUCAGAACAUUGCAUCUUUGUUCAAUAUUUUAACAACGUAUGCAUUAAACCAUCCACAAGUUAGCUACUGUCAAGGAAUGAGCGACCUGGCAUCUCCUCUUCUUGUUACUAUGGGCGAUGAAGCCCAAGCUUACAUUUGUUUCUGCGCUCUCAUGCGCCGCCUCUCUCCUAAUUUUCUCCUUGAUGGUAUAACGAUGACCCAGCGUUUCCAGCACCUUACUGAUGGAUUACUCCACUAUGACCCUGCCUUUUACAAUUAUCUGAAAUCACACCAGGCAGACGAUUUAUUAUUCUGCUAUCGGUGGCUCCUGCUUGAAAUGAAGCGAGAAUUUGCUUUUGAGGAUGCCUUGCAAAUGUUGGAAGUGAUGUGGAGCUCUCUUCCAGUUGCCUUCCCAAAUGAAGAGUUGAAACUUUUUGACAAAGAGUUCCGCUUGCCUUCUGAUCUGCCUCCGCCCAGCCCUCGAGAAAACGCCUACACCAAGGUAUGUGCGUUACGAAGACAAACGUCUGCCUCUAUCCCCCUCAGUUUGCACAGCGUUGAUGACGGUUCAAUUUCGCGACGUAGAGCAGCACCUUUUGUCAAACAGACAAAAAAGAAACAAUUUCUGAGCAUGGAUGACUUUUCAAGUACGAAUAAUGGGUCACCACCUAGAAGCCAGCAAAGUUCGUCUUGCGGCGAUAAAAACCAAUAUUUUCCAUCCCCUAGCAAAAUUAAUUUAGAUUUCAAAAAUAAACUUGACCUUAGUAAGUCCAAGUGUAAAAAGCUGUUUUCAUCUCUAGAAAUUAGUGGCAAGUCAGAUAAAACAAAGUCAGAAAAUGCCGAGCAGACUACAUCAGGUAAGGUUAUCAAAAAUCUGAAUGAAUUUAUGAACUUUGACCGCAGCAAUUCCUUACGGGACCAAAGCAGGACCGGCUUAAAGAAACAAAACAAUGUUGAGACUUGCCAGCGACCUGACAGUGAUUCUAGUAAUACAGAUAGUUCGCCGGAUGAUUUUCCGGUCGAAACUGUUGUGCGAGACAUUAAAAAUGAAGCAGAAAAUCUUGAUAAAAGUGUCUUAGCAAUGUAUGAAAGCCAUUACUCCUCUUCUACAGACUCAGAAGAUGAAGUUAGCAAGAGCCCAAGUAAAAGUGAUGUUUUUGUUUGGGAAAAUCCGAUUUGUCGGACCAGCUCUGAUUGCCUGGACAGUGACCGAAGUUAUAGUGACCUGAAUGCUGCAACAUAUGAAAAAAAUAUUCAAAUUAGUGACAAGAACUUUCAAGGGACUUGGGGCCCGCCUCAAAAUGAGAAACCGGUAUCCUCGAGUAUUCAAAUUUCGAUGAACGGUAUUUCUAAUGCCUGGGCAGAUGCUGAAAGUGCCAAAAUGUCCAAGAAACUCAGCGGCUUGCCAGCACCUCAAGAGUUUGGUGGCGGCAAUCCAUUUUUAAUGUUCUUAUGCAUCACAAUUUUAUGUCAACAUAGAGACCGAAUCAUGCGCGCUAACAUGGAUUAUAACGAGGUUGCGAUGCAUUUUGAUAAAAUGGUGCGAAAGCACAAUGUGACAAAGGUACUAAAUCAAGCUAGGACAAUGUACGAAGCAUACUUGAAGCAGUUCAAGACUCAAGAUCUAGGUAAUAGCUUAAAUUGCUGAAAACAUAGCUUAUAUCUGACUCUAUAUGCAUUAUGUAAAAAGUGCAUUUUGGUUUCAACCUGCCAAUAUGCAAUAAUGGACUUCACAAUUUGCCGCGGAAAUGUCCUUCUUCAGUUUAGUCCGUGUUUUAUCUAAGACUGUAAAUUGAAACCUUCAUAAUCAAGAUUUCUAGGGUGAAAAAAUAGCUUCUUUGGUCAGGAAAAUUCUAGAUUUGCCGCACUUGAAAAGUAGCUGAAUUAGCAAGCGCUGGCAACAAUUGUCAGUAUCUCCAAAAUUUUAAAAUUUUAUUGCUCUUAAGUGUUUGAACUGUGCUUACAGCUUGUUUCUUUUUGUUCUGCUCUGUCACCCAGGAGAGUUAGAUGAAUUUUGUAAACUAUAUUUCAUGAAGUAUAAACAACGUAUUGACCAGAAACUUCAUUUGAAGUAAACAUUAAUAAACAGCAAAAAAUUAAAAAAACAUUUCCUCAAAAUUUUGAUCGUUUUUUCCCACCUUGUGUUCUGGAAUACUUUCAACAAAAUCUAAGAGUUAGAGGAUUCUCGAAGCUAUUCCAGCAUAUGGCAUAAGAAUUCUAACAUGUUAAGCCAUCAACCCUUUGAACGUUAAAUGUCAGGCAUCCCUUUCACUUUAUGAUGAAGUAAACUUAUCAAAGCUGCACGUUUAUUUUCUGAAAAGAAUUAUUUUUUUCUUUCUUUUUUUUCUACACUGCCGCUUUUUCUCAAUUUCUAAGCCCCUCUUUCUACAACAUCCUCUGAAGCAGUGGCUGAACAACAGCUAGAAUCUUGACAAACAUGCAUGUUUGGCAUGUUUUGGGGGUCAUAUUGACAUCGAUUAUGAUGACAUGAAGUACAAUUCAUUUGUUAUUAUUUUUUCAUCUAUGUUUAUUUUUGAGUCUAUAACAGCCUUUGGUCCCAUGCUGAUACAAGUAUCAAUGAAGCUUCUGAUUUUUCUUGAACAGUUUUUUCAAACCAAAUGUCGUAUCGUCUGAACUGGAAUAAUCUUAAAUUUUUUUAUGAUGGAUAUAAGCAUGCAACAAAAACAAACCUUAACUUGGCUGCAUUUUACCUUUUUUGUAACUCUUUCAUGAAUUGAACAUUUGACUGGAUGAGGAUUCUCAUCAACAAGUUUUCCGUAAUUUUUUUUUUUUUUUUCAUUCAUUUUAAUUUUAAUUUUAAAAUAGCAUAAUGAAUGUGUUUGAUCACACUAUUCUCCAAUUAAAGCAAUACUUGAAAAAUGUAUAUUCAUUCAAUUUUGUGUGACUAAUAGGAGUCUUUUAUUACCUGUCUCAUCGCUCUGAUGUAAAUAUUUAUCAACAAAAUUUGUUUAAAGAACCAAAAUCACCUACAUCUGUUCAAGUGCUGACAGCCCAAUGCAGUGGAAUGUAAUCUAAUUUCUACCAAUUUUACAAUUCUACAAGUAAAAAUUAUGGGUCUUAGUCUAAGUGCUUUCAGAGCCUCUUUCGGCAACCAUCAUUCCCUCAGAAACUGCUUUUACAGCCUUUUUGUGUAGCAACAUGAUAAUAUUUUGCCAACACCUUUUUUACAUGUGCUAAGCGCUCAUCUGACAUAGGUUCUUACCGAUAUUUUUUUUUAUUUAAAAGAUAGUCCUGUAACUUAUUCUCACCUUUAAGGGGAAAUUAUCAAUAAUAAUACGUAAUGCGCAUAAGUGUAGCAUUUCAAUUUCCAUGUUAGUGAGGAUUAAAAAAAAAGAACCAAUUAUUUUCUUUUUUCUUUCUUUACCCUCACAAAUUUUCUAAGUGUCAAGAUCUCAAAGAAAAUUUUCUUAUUUUGUACGCUAAUAAUUCCCUCACAAGCACAUACUUUGCUCUCUGAUGGAACUCCAAUGGGUUGGAGUUGAGUUGGUCCAAUGAGUGGUUUCAAUGAUACAUCCAGGAUUUCAUACCAGAAUUUCAUAAGUCUUGCACAUUGAGAAGAAAGGGAGGGAAAGAGGAUGAAAUAUCCUCUGGCUUUCAUCCAGGAAAGAUUCCAGUGCCUCUCCUCAGAUAAGUUUUUGAUAAUUGUUCCUGUCUUGAUGUCUGUCUUCUAUAGACAGUAAAAGUUUAAAUGUUUUAUUUUUAAAGGUAUAAAAUCAGGAACCUUUAACAUCAGGCUUGGAUUUAGAGGGUGUCAGCUUGUUGGGUGUAGAAACCUCGUUUAGGCAUAUCAAGAGUUUGAAUUUUAGGAAAAUGUGUUAAAUUAAUGAUCCUCAUAUUGCUUCACUAUCCCUUGUUACUAAGCAGUGAGCCAUUCAUUGAAAGUUUCAGUCUCAGAAAGAAGCAUAGACUCACUCAAGUGAUAAAAAUAGAAAUUGUACUCUAAUUAUUCCUCAGUUUCUUUUCUUUUUUCAAAUUGUAAUCAUUAGUUUUGUAGUUGCAGUUCGAUUUUAUUUUCAACCAUUUCUCUGAUUUGCUCACUAGCAUUAAUGUGUGCACAAUUUAUUUUGUACUACCUGUAUGUUUUUUUCUUUGUUUCCUUUUAUUUCCAGCACUUUACUUUUUGAAAAGAAAUUGUGAUAUUUUUAGUCUUUUUUGACAGCUCUUCAGAGCAUUAGCUUGUUGAUUUUUCUCAUUUUGAUCUUUGAAUCUAAGUACUCUUUGAGUUAAUGUAUUAUACUCAUGUAUAAAUGAUCGGCAGUAUCAGUCAUUGUUGAUUUAAAUAAUUGGCAGGAAAUUAAUAGUCUGAAAAUCUGCGGUCAAUUCAAGGACUAAUAUUGAGGUACAAACAGAUCCUCGAGUUAGGUUUUUCCUUUUUUUUUUCCUUUUUAAUUUUUCCUCUUCCAGUAAUGCCUAAUACUGCCAGUCCUUUUGUUAAUAGGGUCUAAACACAGAAAUCCUACCCGAAGAAUGUGGUCAUUUUCUUCUCCUAUUUUUUUUAAUUUAUUUAUUUUUAUUAAAUAAAAUUCUAAUAAACGUGAUUAAAAAAAAUGAUGGAUAUUCGACACAACGAUUGGAAGUACAGGAAAGUAUCUUGAAACAUUUUUGGCAGUUGAACUCAACGUCUGCCUAAUGAUGGAAACAAUUCUGUGUAUUUUGUUCAGUUUAAAAGUUAGUUUGAAGAAGAUCAUUAUAAUCUCUCAAUGCAUCACCUUUUUGGACCAAAGAUGAACAUCGUUUCGAGGUCAUUAAGGUUGCAGAACUUUAUGCCUUUGUGCGCAUGAGUAUAUGCACUUGUAUAUAAGUAAGUUAGAAAAGAAUUUGUUUUAGAACAUGUCAUUAAAAAAAAAGAAAUCCGUCGAUACUCGAUACUAUGGGGAUGCAUUUAGGAACAUGUGUUCGUCAACUAGUGGGAAGAAGAAACGCGAGUGUCUCACAAAGAUUGCACUUAAGUUUAAAACUCUCGAUUGAACAUUGUGUAUUCAUCAUAAUAAACAACCUAUCUACCAAGAAAAACCGUCUUGCGAACGCCAAAUUGUAAGUUCAGAACACUUUCAUGCCUCCAUCAGUAUCUAGUAAUCCACCUUCUGAAUUGCCAUUCUGUUCUUGAAGACUUUUUCGUACUUCCAAUGUUGCUCAGGAAGUAUAUCGUGUAAUAUUUUUAGUUUUUACUUUACCUAGAAAUUAGAUUGUCUCCUCUCUGUUUGUAUAUUAUAAUGCUGUGAAUAAUUUCACUGUGUAUUUUCCCGGUUGUACUUACUGUAUAAGUUUUUAUUUUUUGUUUUGUAAAAAUUUAUUAGACAUGUUGACUACGAUAUUCCUAUGAUCUAGCACAAGAGAUCAUCCCUCUCUAAUAGACCACCAUUUAAAGAAAGAAUUUAAGCAUUAUGAUGUAUUUCUCCUCAUAAAAUCUCAUGUAGAGCACAAUUUGUGCAACAAAAUUCAUUGAAAGUAGCUCCUGGCCAAGAUUUUAAGUUUUUUGAUGCAUGAAUUCAAACUUCCUGCUCAUAAAAAAACAUGAUUCACCUGAAUUAAAUUGCCAACUAAACGUUGCCAAAAUAGUCCCUUUAGUGUAACAGUAUGGCAACCUUAACCUUGGCGCAUCUGCAGCUCGUAACUACAGCUGUACAUCAUUAACACUUUGAACACUGCGGGGCAAGAACACUGCCCCCGAAGAAGCCUGCCAAAACCAUUGUAGUAAGCAAUUUGAUUCUUCUGAAAAAAAAUUUCUUGAGUGAAUUGUAUUCUAUGUAAAAUUUCGGAGAGGAAACCAACAUACAUCAAAAUGCUUAAAUGCGUACCUUGUCCAGUGGUCCAUUCUUUUGUGCUGCAAAAGUUACUCACUUUAAAAAAUAGAAGAGCUGUUUAAUUAAUUAGUAAUGUGAAUAAUAUGUCAUUUAUUUUGUGUCUGAGGGGAGCUCAACGAAUCUGUUUUUCCCUCCAUCACCCUGGAAAAUUUAAUUUAAGUAUCCUAAAUUGGACUACUCUCUCUCAACAAAUGUUAUGCACUUAAAAGUGUCCUGCAAUAAGAAAACCUAAUAUUCGAGUUCUUUUGAGUAACUGUAGAACCACUGUAACCACCGUAGAAAAAAAGGCCCUUUACCUAGUGAAAUUUGACCUUUUUUUUACACUCUUCUUCUCUUUCUCUUUUUAAAACUAUUGUAAUUGUGAUAAUUUUAUUUGUCUUGUUUUCCCAUAGAUAUUUAAGAUCUCUGUCAGUAGAUGGAACAAUGUAAAGUAAUUCCAAGAAGUCAAAAAAAUUGAAGCGCUGGGUGAAGGAAGGGCAUUUCUUGAUUGCUGUGUCUCAGAAAGUAUAUAUAUUGUGUUGAGACUCAUCUGAAUAUUUUCCAUGAUUCAAAAAUGUCCUAAACAAAAAAUUUCAAAAAAAAAAUAUUUAAUUAGCUCCCUCUAAAAAAUUUGAAUUAGCAGCAGAGAUUCUGAAACUCCUCAGUGAAGAGGUACCCUGCCUCCACCUAGCGCCUCAGUUAUCGUACUAAUGAUAAAUGUCAAGUUACUAAAUAAUCCCCCCCGGGUAUUGUGAAUCAUUGUGUUACGUUUGAAGGGAGGCAGAACUGAAAGAAUAUUCCAGUUAACUUAUCUUACGGCUCAGAAUUGUUUUUAAACUUAUGUUUAAGUAUUGUAGCAAUCUCAGUAAGUGCACUGUUUUAGAAUUUUGUGUGUGCGUUUUCAAAUUUCUAUUCCUAAAAAUCUAGUCUUUAUGAAGAUUCAACUAAUGGUAAUGAGCACUUUGUUUUGUCAUUUCACCUCUGCAUAAUUAGUUACUCAUGGUCAAUGGAUGUUUUUUUUUUUUUUUUUUUCUCAGGAAAUUUUUUCUUACUUUUUGUAAUGAACACUCUUGAAUUUUUCCUAUAUACUUGGACAUACUCUUAAAAUCCAGUGAUAAAUGUAUCUGCUUCCAAUUAUUCAUGAAUGAGGUGUAAGCUUUCUAUACUUCUAUUGACAAAUUCUCCGUAAAAAUCUUAAGAAAAAAGUUAAAUUUUUUUCCCUAAUGAAGGAGGAAAUACCAACAACAAGAUUGUGGAUAAGCCAUUGUAGGUAGUAUUCUGAACUCUGAAGUAACUAACCAAAAUCUUCAAUGCUGUGUGUACCUAUUUAUUUUGAACCUUAGUGUUAAUUUCCUUUAUUUUGCUCUUCCAAUGUUUUUGUCACGUAUUUCUUUCUUUUAAAUUCAAAAAUUCCAUUUUCCCAUCAGCUUUGCCAACAGUGCUCUGUUUUAGCGAUAUGUGAUAAGUCAUUCUAAAGGUAAAAAGUUUACCUUCCAUAUCUAGAUCUUUCUUUUUUUAUUUUUUAGUGUUCUGCGAAAAAAAGAGGAAUCACUGUAAAAUCUAGCUCUUGACAUUUUUUAAGAACUUAAUGAUCAUCAAAUUAUACUCCAAAAUAGUCAUUGCUUAUGACUUCAUUAAGCCAAAAACGUCUAUCAACAAUGGAUAUCUUAGGCUGCAGCGAUUACCCAAAUGCAAGAUGCUAAUGAGCUGCCGAUAAAACUUUGCCUUUAAUACCAAAGCACUCCUUUGGACCUCAUAUUUUCUUUCUAAAACUCGUUAUGUAGAUGAUUCCCUUUGCUUAGUAACGUCCAUCGGUAACAGACCAGUGACUCUACUAAUGGGCACUCUUUGAAGAUGAUAAUCUAGAAGAACUUUAGUUUACAUUUCCUUUAUAUUUGACUCAAUGUAUUUAUUCUUAAUUUGAGUGACACCUCUGCAGUCAGAAUUUUAAAAUUGAUUCUGAUGAUGAGCCUUUGGAUCCAAUGGAAGUAAAUUGUUUUGCAAAACACCUAUUUCUUUGUUUCGGUUUCCAUUCGGCAUCAAGUCUUGAGCAGUAUCAAGCACUAGUUAUCAUUUUUGAAGAUUUCUUGACUGAAUUUUGAGAAAUCCGUUUGCCUCCAAGGUCAUUCAAUUCAAUGUAAGAAUGUUAAUUUUUCGGCAGUUGUGAAGGAGAAAUAUUUAAAAUAGGAUGUGUUCAGGUUGAAAUAACCUGGAAGACAGAGAACUGACAGGAAAUUUUUUAAGGAAGACUGGAAUUUUGAAAAAUCUUGAAAUUUAAUUUAAAUAUGAAAAAAUUAAUAAAAAAUAAAAUCUCUCAGUCUAGUUAGGGGCUCAAUGUCCUGAGUUAUUCUCCGAAAAAUGAACAGAGAAAUAAUUUUCAAUACGGAAUUGUAAUUUCUUUUUAAUGAAUGAUUAAGGAAUGCUCGAAAAAAAAAGGUUCACAUGUUUCUGCCAUUUGUAUUAAAAUUAAUAGGCACCAAGAGUGUUUAAUUUUUAGUUCUAUGCGUGAAAAUUGUUGAUGUGAAAUGUCAGGUAGUUUUGUUCAUUUUGUUCAGAAAAAACCUGGAAAAGUCAGGUAUUUUUUUCCCACCAGUUUGUAGACACCCUGAUUUAAAAAGUUCAUAAUGGAACUUUCACUUUGUUGGUCAUAGUUAUAAAAUUUCGUCUAAAUCAUCAUAUCCUAUGCUUUUCAAUGAUAUGGGUUGACAAAAUAUUCGGUUUGUAAAAAAAACGAAGUUUUCUAGUUGUCAAUAGACAAUUAUUUUUUUUAUUUUAUUUUUUUCCAUACUAAAAAAGGUCAACAUCAAUUAGAUCUACUUCAGAUCUGACUAGAAAUAAUGCCAGAAAA
Bemisia tabaci is the source of this 10054-nucleotide messenger RNA. Its product is annotated as TBC1 domain family member 25. The record is from RefSeq and is a predicted model, not a curated record. Gene Ontology annotation, molecular function: GTPase activator activity. Lineage: Eukaryota; Metazoa; Arthropoda; Insecta; Hemiptera; Aleyrodidae. Gene Ontology annotation, cellular component: autophagosome. Gene Ontology annotation, biological process: activation of GTPase activity; regulation of autophagosome maturation.